Messenger RNA from Moneuplotes crassus, 1330 nucleotides. The record is from the annotation of a GenBank genome assembly. Lineage: Eukaryota; Ciliophora; Spirotrichea; Euplotida; Euplotidae.
GCUAGACAAAUGUCGAUCUACAGUGGAUUUGGAACCCGACAGCAGGAAGAAUCUUAUAAUAAGAAUCUAUAUCAUAUAAUUUUCCUCCUGCAGCUCAAAAUCACUAAGGAAUUCAUGAGCCAAAGUAUUGGAGAUGAGAAGUUUGAAAAGGUGUUUAAAUAAGCUUUACAUGCGCCUUAGUGCAAAUGAUAACUCUAAGUAUCUCCCUCCAAGAUUCUCAUAUGCAAUGAAAGAUCUAGCUGAGUACUAUGGAGUCUUUGUUGAUCUUGAAGGUAAUAAGACUGGCCAACAAUACCUCGCUAGCAAUGCUUCAAACUCUUCGUUAAGCACAGUAGCUCAGUUAAAAGCAAUGCAAUCAGGUAAGAAAUCAAAGAUGAAGAGCUCUAAGAAAAGAAUCAAUAUUCAGAAGCCUAAUCUGAGUAAUUUCAAAAAUGAAGACUCUUUCAAUCUUGAAAUCAUUAAGGAAACAGUUAAAAACAAAAUCUCCGCUAAUAAAAAGAUUUCAAAGAAGAAAAAUAGCAUUGAAACCGGCUAUAGACUCGCCCAUAGAAGGCAAACUCAGAAGAACCUGGCUAAGCCAUCCAAAGCCAAAAGGAACAGUCUUGCUCCUCAUCAUGCAGCCAAGAAAACUCAAAAAUCACGAAUAGAGAAAGCAGAUGGGGUUUACACUCAGAAUAUUUACGAACGACUCGAGCAUAACGAUGCCUUAAAUCUCAGUUGUCAUCCAAGGCAAUAUGCUAGGAACAACCUGCACUUUACAGCACUGAACUCAAGCUUUGAUAUGCCCUUGGAUCAUCAGGAAGCCCCACCACUCAAUAUCUCAGAGCUAGAUUUAGAUAGUAACUCACUUGAGUCAGAGGGAAGGUCUCAUUCCAAGGCAUCAAAGUAUCCCCAAAUUGCUGAUAGUUAUUAUCGAAAGCAUAACAGUAUGCAGAAAAACUAUCACACAGAUUCAAAGACAAAAGCCAAGCUAAAAUAUCAGCUUAACAGGUCACAUGCCAAUUCUCCCUCAAGUUUGAAUCCAAACAUGAACAUUAGAAUGGAUUCUGUGGAUAACAACAGCUCUACUAUUUAUAAUCAGAACUCAGAGAAGAGGAAAUUGAGAAAAAUAAAGCAUAGUCCUCUUAUCAACCACCAAUUUCAGCAAAGAGUUUCUGAAAAAGAUACCUCAACUCCUAACGGCUUACCCAGUGUGACUGUGAAUUUCAAAAUAGAGCCAGGAACAGGCUCUGCCAUGUUCGAUGCUAAUUACGAGCCUUCCCAUCCUGACUUACAGGGUUAUGAGUCAGAAGAGAUCGAUGGUUACGCCAGUGAUCACUUUGAAGGCUAA